GCUGUAUAACCUGUGCUCGCAAACUGUUCGAUGAAAUGCCUAAUAAAGACUUGAUUGCUUGGAACUCAAUGCUUACUGGCUAUUGUCAUCUGGGUCUUCACCAAGAGGCUCUUUCGUUGUUCAAUAGCAUGAGAGUCAACAAUAGCAAGCCCGACGACUUCACAUUCACCUCUGCAAUGAAUGCAUGCGCAGGCUCGUUUGAGCUUUGCCAUGGGCGAAAAUUACAUGCAUUGAUUAUUGUUUUGGGAUAUGAUUAUUCAGUGCCAGUGAGCAAUUCUCUUAUUGAUAUGUACGGGAAGUGUUUGAGCCCCUGUUGUGCCAAUAGAGUGUUUGAAGGGAUGGGUUUGAAGAAUGAAGUGUCAUGGUGUUCACUAUUGUUUGCAUAUAUGAAUGCUGCACAGUUUGGCAAUGGUCGUAGUGUGUUUGAGGCAAUGCCAAAAAGGGUGGAGAUUGCUUGGAAUACUAUGAUUGCUAGUUAUGCUCGAUGUGGUGAAAUUGAAAUGUGUUUUGAGAUGUUUAAGAAAAUGUUAGAGAAUUCCUGCUGCCCAGAUCAGUGGACGUUUAGUGCCCUAAUGAAUGCUUGUGCUGAGGCGCAACAAUUUCGUAAUGGCUGUAUUGUGCAUGCUUUUAUUGUCAAAAGUGGUUGGAGCUCGGCAGUGGAGGUAAACAACUCGAACCUUAGCUUUUAUGCUAGAUUAAGUGGCCGGGAGGAUGUUGUGAAGGUGUUUAAGUCCAUUCGAACUGUAAGUCAAGUGUCCUGGAAUGCGAUAAUUGAUGCUCAUAUGAAAAUAGGAGACACUCAGGAAGCAUUUCUUGCUUUCAAGCAAGCGCCUGAGAAAAAUGUUGUUUCAUGGACAUCAAUGAUCACUGGUUAUGCAAGAAAUGGUCAUGGAGAAAAAGCCAUAUUUUACUUCGCCGAUAUGCUGAGAAAUGGUCUCCAACCGGACCAUUUUACAUUUGGAGCUGUUUUGCAUGCUUGUUCUAACUGGGCAACACUAGGCCAUGGCAAAAUGGUCCAUGGUUGUGCAAUCCACUGUGGUUUCCAUGGCUAUGUUUAUAUUACCAAUGGUUUGGUUAACAUGUAUGCGAAGUGUGGGGACCUAGAAGGUUCAAGCCGAGCAUUCAGUUAUAUCCUUGAGAAGGAUUUGAUAUCAUGGAAUACAAUGUUGUUUGCAUAUGGGUUGCAUGGAGGGGCUAUCCAAGUUCUACAACUUCAUGAAGAUAUGAUCUCAUCAGGAUUUGAACCGGAUAAAGUGACCUUCAUAGGAUUGCUGAUGAGUUGCAGCCAUUCAGGGCUUAUAGAAAAAGGUAGGGCUUUUUUUGAAUCAAUGAGUUCAGUUUAUGGACUAACCCCCGAAACUGAUCACGUGGCUUGCAUGGUGGAUAUGCUUGGUCGAGGUGGAUACUUGGACGAAGCAAGAGAACUGGCUAACAAGUAUCUGGGAAUGCAUAGUGCAAGGAUCAGCUCGAGUGAAGCUCUUUUUGGAGCAUAUUCUGCACAAGCUGACAUAGGCAUGGGAGCAGGGCUCGGGGAAGAGCUGCAAAUUUUAGAGCCUCAAAAUGAGAUGAGCUAUGUGUUGUUGUCAAACUUGUAUUGUGCAAGUGGGCAGUGGAAGUCUGCAGAGAUGGUAAGGAAGGCAAUGGCUGAUCAAGGGGUCAAGAAAAUUCCUGGAUGUAGUUGGAUUGGCGUAGGAACAGAGGUAGCAGCUUUCGUGGCAGGGAGACAUUCACAACCAUAUAUGGAGGAGUUGUGUAAGAUAUUGAACUUUCUGGAACAUGAAAUGGGAAAUCCAUCCUCCAUGGUUGGGAUUGGAUUUACCUAAAUCAAGUUAGUUUCUUAUAGGAUAGGACAUUGUUUUCAGUGGUUUGCUAUACGAGAUUUACAUGUCCUUGCAUUGUUGGUCCACUCACUCAUUUAGAGUGCAUUUGGCGCGACUCCCAGAUGAGAUUUUCGGGUCAAAAACUCCAUUUAGAAAAAUGUGGAUUAUCCAAAAUCUAUAGCUUUACCGGUCAGUAUUUAGCCAAGGUAGACCAGCCAUCUGCAAGCUUGGUGCUAACCCUCCUUAGCAUCACCAAUCUCUCUCCAGAGGGGAAAACUAUUCAACACAUUCGAUGCCAGCUUCAGUUUCAAGAUUUGUAGUAGCAGAACAAUCCAAUUGCAUUCCUUUUGACCCCAUCUGGUGUGCUGCUUGUACAGAUUUUGAGCCCAAACACCAGUUUAGAGUAGAGGAUAAGAUUCAAUUAUUUUUCUAUCAAAAAUGUCAAGGGGACUUGUAGUUUGAACUUUGAAGUAGUAAACUAGACUUUCUGUUUCUUUUCUCAUCUUCUUGCAUCAGGUUAUAGACGUGCCAAAAGAUUCAUUCAUGUUUGCUUAAUCAGGCAAGCCAUUGGACAAUGAAGUGGACACCAGAGGGGGGAGAAACAAGACACUGAAAGCUUUUCAGCAUCCGAAUGGUGAAUAGGUAAUGCUUUCUAAGUUUUUCUGCUCAGGAUUGAUUAGAUAAUGGCGUGCCACCAAAAGUCCAGCUGUUGAUUCGGACUUGAAGAGGCCCAGCAUAGUAGCAUCUCAGGAACCAAUGCAGAGGAAGCUGUGAUCGGACAAACACCCAAACUGGACCUGAUUGUCAAGCACCUCUUGAACAAUUACUCCCUAAUGAUAGGAAAGAAGCUCACAGGAUGGAUCAUAGAGCUGCUUGAUUCUGGUUAUUACAAAAGGAGCAGCUAUGUCCAAUGUCUUUUACUAAUCCUUAACUUGUUUUUUGUUCACC
Molecule: messenger RNA, 2768 nt
Organism: Ilex paraguariensis (yerba mate)
Lineage: Eukaryota; Viridiplantae; Streptophyta; Magnoliopsida; Aquifoliales; Aquifoliaceae
Source: the annotation of a GenBank genome assembly